This is a messenger RNA of Ciona intestinalis (vase tunicate), 3776 nucleotides long. RefSeq lists its product as uncharacterized. Gene Ontology annotation, molecular function: RNA binding. Lineage: Eukaryota; Metazoa; Chordata; Ascidiacea; Phlebobranchia; Cionidae. The record is from RefSeq and is a predicted model, not a curated record.
AAGGGUUUAUGAUGCAUGUGUCUGUUGUGUAGGCAGUCUGCUGUAUAUAUUGAUACUCACAACCGUUUGAAAGUGUUUUGGAUAUUUGCAACAUACUGGGCAUCAAAUUGUUGAAAGAUGCCAAAUAAAUGGCAGGAAUCAAGAGUUAUAAUAACUGCAACUGGCAUACCCCUUGCACUGUUGCUUUGCUGGUGGGUGUAUAGACGUUCACUGAAGGGUCGGUUAGAACAAGAGAAACAAACUAAAAAACUGAACGGUAUAUCUGGAAAAGUGAAAGUUCCGCUCCCUGAAAAUGAAGAUGAGGUUUGCAUGGAGCAGCCAAGUCUUCUGGAUGCGAUUCCGGAUGUUGUUACUAGCGAUGAAGACGUAGCAGGACUGAUUGAUCAAAAGAAAACUUCAGAGACAAAUUCUAUAAACAAUAAUAAUGAUCAGGGUGAAGUGGUUUUGGAACAUGACCUACAUGAUCAGGAUGGGUAUCAACAUUGUGUGGAAGAUUCAAAGAACGAGUCGGAAAAUUUAAAUUUAUUGACAAAGAAUAAGAAUGUGGAAUUAACCGCUGAUGAUCGAUUAAGUUUGCAUGAAACAGAAUCAAAAAGUAUAAAUGAAUCGGAGGAACCUGUAAGUGAGGAAGUGAUGGUUGUUCAGGAAAGUAGUUUAGAAGCUGCAUGCGUGUCUUGUGAUGCAACUGGUGAUACAACACAAGAAUUAACAAUAUGUAAGGAAGUUGUUGCCCCUGGGAAUAUACAAGAAUUGAUUAAUGAUUCGAACACACAAUUAAUUGAGAAUAUUCAAGAUUCUAUGUUGACUUCUAAUGAUUCUGUUGUGGAUGUAAAACAUGAUACAAUAAAUUCAAAAGACUCAGUUUGCCCUGAAACUACCACCUCAAGCCUUGAUUCUAUACCACCAACAUCAGAAGAAAGUUUAGAAUUAGAAAAUGAGCUUCACAACGAUUUUGUGGAAAAUAUUCCAAAUACGGUGAAUAAUGUUGUGGAAGUGGUCAGUGAUGAAAAGGAAGAGGAUGUUGAUUCUGUGUCCUACAACUCCUUAACGAGCAGCAUUACUGAUGACUCAAAUGAUGAAGAGUCGGUGACUUUAUUGGAUGCGGUGGAUUCUUCAGAAGAAAACAGCGAUGAGGAGAAAAACCUCCCAUCUGAGGUCCAUUCUAACCCCAUGUCACUAGGUGAAACGAGUAGUGAAGUUACAUCGGUCGAAAGUUGUAGUCGUGUGGAUACUGAUAAAGAUUCUUUGGAAGAAGGACCUAUUUAUCAAAAGAAAACGCGGAAUAAUUCUGAAAACUCUGGCACAAACAAUAGCAACAACAACAAUAACAACACCGUUGGAGAUUUGAAAGUGUUAGAAAGUCGAAAAGGUUUAAUGAAUGGAAACGAUUGUAAAUCUUGUCAUGAGAAUGCUGGAGAUUCUAAAAAUGAAGGGAAAACUAAUGGAUGGAAAGAUGAUGAAGAGGAUGAGAAUGAACAUAAAAAAGAUGACGGUAAGAGAAAGAUAAAGAACAAACAGAAGUUUGUUCGACCAAGUUCACUUUCAGAUGCAGAAGAGAGGUCUUCAAAUGAUCCUGACAGAAAAUUUGAAGUUUUUGUUGAAUUUCCUUCUGAAAGAGUUGGUUUAUUGAUCGGAAAACAAGGACGAAACAUCAACCAGUUGAAACAAGAUUCUGGUGCCGAAGUUUUUGUUCACGAAGCUCCGUUUCGUGAAGAUAUUCAAGUUCUUCAAAUUUGUGGCAUCCAAAGUGAGGUAGAAAGUUGUGUCAGUCGAAUAAAACGACGUUUCAAUGAUUUAUCGCUUGCCUCCUUCGACGACCCAUCGAGUCUGUCCCUUUCACCUCGUAUGUCGACUCCAACACACCACGCCUCACCAAACUACCAUUCACCAACCUACAAUAUCUCACAGCUCUGCUUGCCGGAAGGAGCAACAAUUGAUGUGGUUGUAUCAGCCAUCGCAGACGUGGAUUGUAUAUUCGUUCAACAGCCCAACCACCCUUCAUUCCACUCCUUCCCUAAUUUAGAGCGAGCUAUGGCAGUUUGCUACCAAGAAGGAACAAGCCCUGGUCUCCCUAAUCCUGCACAAGUUGGUUUGAUUUGUGUGGCGCAGCAAAUGGGCACGUGGUACCGUGCACAGAUCGUACACUGUUUUGAAGAUAUUGAAGAACUCUCUAUCCGGUUAAUGGAUUAUGGUGGUUAUACCACUGUUCCUGCUGCUGCUGCUAAACAGAUACGAGCUGACUUUCUGUCGUUACCAUUUCAAGCCCUGGAAUGUUACCUUGAUAAUAUUUCAUCCCCCACAGAUGACAAUUCAUUUUGCUCGGAUUCUGUCAAUCGAUUGCAAGAAUUACUCGCGCAUGGAAGAUUUCAAGUUCGGGUCACAGGUUACCGUAGCAAUGGAAUUCCACGUAUUCACCUUUUCCGACUUCAUAAUCACAAGGUUACGCUUAUCAACCAAGAAAUGGCCACAAAAGGUUUAGCAACGUGGGUAGAACCUGCACCUUUUCAAUCAAACUAAAUUAACCGCAAAAUCAGACAAAAUAUACGAUUCCAGCCCAAAUUAGUAAAGAAUUGCGCGUCGCAUAGCAGAAAGCUUUCCCUUAAUUUAGUUUGCACACCAUGCUUGCCUGGUUCAUGCCACAAAUAGUUCACUAUUGUUCCAAAUCAUAAAGUGAAAUGUUCUUUUUGCUGUGAGAAUGUAUCCUUAACAUCAGAGCUGUAAUUUAAUGAAUAUGACUGCGUGUACUGUGUAUUACAGUCGGUUCAUGAAAAUCAAAAUUUUUCACUGUUGCUUUACCAUGCGAUUAGGUCCCAUCCAGCCUGUUCAGUAGUUUACUGUGAGAAACAUCUGUGCAUGCAACAACUACCUUGUUUCACUGUAUCCAUAUUUAAGCCACCCCACGUAGUUCUAUUUCAACUGCUGUGAAAACUAUGAAAAAAAUCCCAUUGUGCUAAGCAUGCUAUAAUCCUAUCUCUUCAAAAAGGUCACUAAAAAGUUGGUAUUGUCAAGCGCUUGUAUUUGAUUUUUGCACGCUCACUUUGCAUUUAGCAGCCAUAUAAAUUAAAAAAUGUUAAAACUAUAUUUUUCAACAAAUUAGCACACAUUUGCUACUUCCUAUAUUUACUAGCCAAAAAUUUAAAUAAUGUUGAUGUGAAAUGUAUAAAUUAAAUUCUGGUUAACAAACGCAUGGAAUUUAAUUUCCUUCAAAUCUAUUUUUCUGUCUUAGUUUUCAUUCUCUGUUUCAAAAACAAUGAUUAUGUUUCGUUUUCGUGCCAUUUCGAAAUUCCAUGUUUAGUUAGCUUACCGGUUAUUUUUGUUUGUUACCCUUAACCUUCCUGUUUUUAGGCGUGCCAAGCAAUUGGUAUAUUUCUGAUUUUAGAUGCUUUCAAUAUUAGUUUUUCAUUUGCAAGCCAGUAGUUGCAUCUCCCUACAAAAGUAUUCUUAACCAAUGUAAAGUAGAAUAUUAUAACCUGAAAAUUCGGCAAGUAUACGCUAUGGCUAUGCAAUCAACAGUUCAAGUUUCAGGCAUUCAAACAAACCUUGUAUUUUGGAACACUUUCUAAUUCUGCAAAACCUACAACAAAAUUAGUUCUUGCUUCUCGCUAGCUGUUGUAUACUGUGAAUAUUUGCAUCUACAAUUCAGUAACCCCACAAUCUCCAGUCUUUGCUGCUAUUCAUGACCUGUGCUAUUUAAUUGCUGUUUUUUUUAUUUGUACUAUAGGUUUGUGUUUUUCAUUUGUGUGCGAGUGUUAACCAAUAAAUAUCUGGAAAAACAA